CCGGCUCCUCCCCUUCAGUCUUGCACAGGUGUACCGGCUCCUCCCCUCCAGUCUUGCACAGGUGUACCGGCUCCUCCCCUUCAGUCUUGCACAGGUGUACCGGCCCCUCCCCUUCAGUCUUUGCACAGGUGUACCGGCUCCUCCCCUUCAGUCUUGUACAGGUGUACCGGCCCCUCCCCUUCAGUCUUGCACAGGUGUACCGACUCCUCCCCUUCAGUUUUGCACAGGUGUACCGACUCCUCCCCUUCAGUCUGGCUCAGGUGUACCGGCUCCUCCCCUCCAGUAUUGCACAGGUGU
Messenger RNA from Staurois parvus, 297 nucleotides. Lineage: Eukaryota; Metazoa; Chordata; Amphibia; Anura; Ranidae. The record is from the annotation of a GenBank genome assembly.